UGGUACUGAAGAGAGCCAGCCCUCCUCCCACAGAAAAUCAUGGUCAGAAUCGUUUGAGAUACCAUGGAACGCCAUGCCUGUCGACCUUCGUUCAGACAUCUCAGAUGGUAGGAGGCCUUCACCUACCUCACGACGGCAGAUGGUGAGAGUGAUAACAGAUGAGAUGAGGAAGUAUGAGCCAAACCCAACACGCUCGCAGUGCCUCACAGUUUGCAAAAAAGUUGUUCGUCAGUACCCAAACAGUUUCGCCGAUCAACUUCACAAUGGUCAAGUUCUGGGAAAUGGAUAUGCAUCACUCCUAAUCCAAGUAAAAAAUCGUAUCGACAACCUGAACCGCACCAGCAGCUUUCGACAGCACCGUUCAUCCAGCCAUGGAGAAAAGAGAGGACCUACUGACAUAUAUGGCUGUGCCAGAUUCCAGCCCAGCCUCCCACCAGACGAGAAUGAAAACACAGUAGAGACCAAACGUCAAAAACUAGAAGGGAUCUACAUUCGGGAUGGUAUAAAUGGGGCUGAGAGAGCAGAGGUAAAGCAGCUAAUGGAAACAACUUUCUAUCUGCAGCGGUGCCACAUAAAUGCUCUACCAGCACCAACCAUUGAGGAUUUAAGAACCAAGUGGCCAUACCUGUUCACUCAGAAAGGGCUCUAUGCUCACUUUGAGCAUCUCACUGAUAUCCCUGUGCUGCGUACACUUGAGCUUUCCAUGGCGGAGUUUGGUAGAACCAUUGUGGAACUCUUGAAGACCAAACCCACCAAUGCAGGAGUCAAUGAAGUUCUCUCUCUGGGUGAAGAUGUCCAGCUGUCAUUGCGUGUCAUCCAGCUUCUGAUGGCUCACUUCUCGGAGUCCAUUACAGGACUAAUCCUCCUUGCAAAGGAAUGUGCCACAGCAGCUGACAUUGAGAAGACAAUCUCCAUACCUGAAACUCCUCGUCUGAUACUGCUUGGUGAAAUGGCAGGAAGCUGUAUUCAGCGCUGGAUGAUCAGCGUUGAGGGCCACAUUAUAUGUGAGGGGAUCCAGCCCACAUUCUUGACGGGGCUUGCGGCAUUGUUUUCCUGCUUCUAUACCUUUAAUCUCCAAUACCAAGAAGAGGCAGCAUGCACACUGGAAUUCAUCCAAAGGCGCUUUGUUGGAAUAAACCCUGAAAGAGGGUCCAAGGCUGGACGGGGCAAAGUGGUCUCAAAGAGAACAGGCAAAGUCGCCAACAAAAAGACAUUGACCGUCAAUCCAAAUGUGUCCACCCUGCUGAGGAGACUGAUGGACUUCGAGUGGGACUUCAUUUAAGAUGCAUUUAACCAUGUGCCUUGUUGGAUCCUGAACAUACAGUUCUGUACAUGUCUGGUGGUGUUCAUUUUAUUUUUAUUUUUAUUUUUUUUAAAGAACCAUUAUUGACAAAACAUGUUUUAUUUAAUGUUCUUUUUCUUAUUUGUAUCACUGAAAUGUCUUAAGUUUGGGGAAUAUAUACAGUUUAUAUACGUUACGUUAUGUACGGCAAGAUAUCUGAGCGUUUUGUUGUAAUAGUUCAACUUUUCCUCAACGGCUCCACAAAGCAAGGUUUGCAAGAUUGCCAGAUGACUGCAUAACAACAAAUGAUGCAGUUUCUUCAAAUGAGCUGUUCUGCUCUCAACUGGUUUAGUUUUCUAAACAUUGUUUCAUAUUUUGCAAUAUUCAUAUUGUUAUUCAAAAAUGGUUAUACAGUUGAUCAUGUUAAAAUCUGUGAGCCUAAGUGCCUGCACUUGU
Molecule: messenger RNA, 1738 nt
Organism: Sebastes umbrosus (honeycomb rockfish)
Lineage: Eukaryota; Metazoa; Chordata; Actinopteri; Perciformes; Sebastidae
Exons: 5
Coding region: 74-1282 (402 amino acids)
Source: RefSeq, a predicted model, not a curated record